UUGAAAGGAUACUUAAAGAAAUGAUUGGAUAAACUGUUGGUGAGUAAUGAAUUGUUUUUUCUCAAGUUUUCAUUAUUGUGAGUGAUUGAUAUUUCAGAUUUACAAAAAUUACUUUAAAUAGGAAAAGAUGUAUGCUUUGCUGUAUUUGUAAAGCUGUGAUCUCUUUAAGAAUCAGAACUGUGUAAUUAACUGUGUAUUUAAAUAUCUUACUUCACAUUCAUAACUUUUCAUUGGCCACUCUUUUCAUCACAUAUGGACCUACCUUUAUUACUUGAUAGUCUUAUAGUUUUUAUAAGUUAAGUACAUUACUGAUACUUGUUUUAGUAACCAUGCAGUGCAAGUGGUAUGGUGAUGUGGUGGCCAGUGAUUAACGUUUAAUGACUGGCCGUUCUCCCCUCUCUGCUGAGAUACUUUACUCCUUGAGUCCAUCCCAUCGCUGGAAAUGAAAAAAACAGCAUCCGUUUAAACACAAGGUGUUGUAAAAUCAUCAUGAAAAACAGCCUGAAGAGAAUGAUGUGACACCACUGUAUCACUGUGCAUGCUGGCAUGAGAUGAAGAUGGCAGAGAAAGAGCCAGGGAUGGUCACUCUUAGAUUCACAAGCAUCAUAGUUUGUGCUGUUUUACUGGGACAAGGAUCCCCUGAGAAGACAGGAGGUGGUAAAGAGGACCAGAGAGAUGCCCUUCUUAAGGAGAUAAUUUCAAAAUGGAGUACAGGAAGUGGUUGGAAUCCUCAGAGAGAUCCUCCAGAAACAAACAAGGACCAGUCUGUGCACCCUUGGGUGAAGAAUAUCAUGGGGAGCCUAAAAACCCUCAGCCUACUUCCCAGCAAGAACCUGCCUUCAUUAAAUAAGCCAAUUGACAGGCACCGUCUCUCUGGCUUCCUCUACAACAUCUCUCUGUACCUCCAAGAGAUGGGUGCUGAGCUGGAGGAGGCACCGGCCGAGCCAGAUGAGGAGCAGCUGUGGGAGAAGGUGCUGCAUUACUUUCUCCAGUCUGAAGGGAGUGCUGCACUGAACCAGUGGAACGGCCGGGUGCCACCCCGGCCUAGCGUCAGACUGCAGGACUGGUUUUUGUCCCUGAGGGGCAGCCCGCACUGGGACUGGCUGCUGGGGCUGCUACAGAGUCUGAUCACUCUAUCAGAGCGUCAGACUCAAAGGCCCCUCUUGACUUACUUAUCUCAGAACUGGAGGACAGUGAGCGCUGUGCUGGAAGCUGCGCUUCAGGCUCUGGUCAGUGGGACCUAUGGCCAGGCCAGCGCAGGCCUGCAGGGCUUCAUCUGCGCUCUAAAGGGUCGUAGUGACUGUGCCUUCAGUGUAAGCUGGCUUCAGCAGCUACUGCGUUUCCUAGAAACACGCAACUGGAAGCCUGUGGUCAGUUUACACCCAGCAGGGGAAGGUGCUAAACACAGUAGAGGCUCAAGUGCGUUUGGACAUUUAAAGCCCUUUAGCUUGCCUCCUGAGGCCAUGAGGCAGGAUGGGCUGUCUGGAAAUGCAUCUCUGGAAGACAUGAUGGCCACAGAGGGUGAUGCAGACUCCAUGCAAAGUUUACUGCUGCAUGCAUUAUCACGUUCGGGUGGAGGAGAGCGAGGUGGCCACUUGGCACAGAAAAAUCUAGCUCUGGUGCAGAGUUUGGAUGGGCUGAGGAGGGGUCUCCUGCACAGGGUGGGUAGUUCUGUCUAUGGUAACCUGAGGAAAAAGGUGUCACGAGUUACCAUGGCGCUGCUUGAUGAUGUUAGCAGCCUGGUGGACGUGCCGCAGCCCAACGCUCAGGGCCAGUGCUCAGUUGGUGACCUGAGACAACUGAUCUUAUGGGGGAUAAGACAUAAUGUGACGUGGAACACACACGCUUUGGGCAUUAGGUCCCAGGGUCUCCCUAGCUCACUCCCAUUCCUGUCCUGCCCCUCCACUGAAGGAGAUGAACUAAGAUCACAACUAACACCAGCCCACUCAUCUCCAAAAACAGCCCCCUCUUCACGAACAAUCUCCAAACGAAAACGCCUUCAUGAACUUUCUACCGCACCUCAACGCUCCCAGCUCAACCUGCCACCAACAGGGAGAACGAGAGAGAGCAACAGCCAGCAGAAAGAGAUGGAGUACUCCACCUCUAUAGAAAUCCUGGAGGCAGCGUGUAAUGAAUCCAUCCCAGGCUUGACAGGCGUCUCCAACUUCACCGUGUUCCUCUACUGUAAACUGUUUGAAGGGGAGAACGAUUCAGUUGAUCCUGCAGUGGCCCAGAUGGGGCUCGACCUGCAUGCCACAUGCUCUGAUGCAGCUUGGUACCUGUCGGCUGCUGAGGAGGACUUCCUUUGGGUUCAUGUCUGCAGCGAGUUCUUUGCCCAUGAAUUCAACAACACAGUGUGUGCCAACUCGUCUUUCUGGCUGCAGAGAGCACAUCAGACUGCACUGACAAAGGAAUACCAAUUUUUUAACCAGACAAGUAUAGACGACCUGUGUGUGCAGCUGUCAGGUGAGGUGAUCGGAAGUCCAGGACUCGACGAGAACUGUCUGGCCCAGUUGGGCAGCAGGUUGCUCAAUGCCCAGGUUUUCAGACACUGCUUCCUACCCAACAACUCCAUCCUGAUCUCAUCUUUGUGCGGGAGAGAGUCCCCUGACUCGCACCAAUCCUUGCCAGAGGGCAGCUGGGCUGCGGCGUACUGCUCCAAAAUACACAACUUCUCCAAUGUUGACACCAUUGAGGAGACUUGUCAGUACAGGGAGUGGGCUGUGCAUCAUUUUACCAACUCCACCCUCCUGGAACUCUGUGGGCAGACGCAUGGAUUGAGAGAGUACAUUUGUCUAAAUGCCACAUUCUACAAUCAGCUGUUAAGAUCGAUGCCUCAGUUUGCUGAUUUCUGUGCUGAUCUGCAGGCAGAACUGGAGGGCAGGAAGUGCUUCCUUCAGAGGUUUUUUGACAUGCUCCCAGCGCCGUAUGAGUUUGACACAUCACAGCUGUGUGUGGACCCGGCUCCACUGCUGGUGGACGUUCUACACAAGCUGAGUGUGUGUGAGGUCGAGGGAGGGGAGCGUGAAGGGUUUUUAGUGGUGCUGGGAUAUGUGCUGCGAGUCCUGGACUUUGUGGUGGGCCUCUCUUCGGGUCUGGACGAGGGGGAAAGAGAGGCGAGACAAGGAUUGGGUCAGGCCAUCCUCCUCUCCAGUCUCCUUGACAACACCUCCUGGGCCACACUGCAGCCAGAAGCCUCCAUGAGCGUCCUUCACACUGUGGGAGUCUUCCUCCGCAGAGAGCGGAAUGCCACUCUCAAAGAGGACCUGCUGAGCUGCUUUAGUCCCGUCUUGUGGGACCUCAUCCAGCUGGAUGACAACUCAUCUGCUCUCAGGGUUCUGCUGCAGGAGUACCUCCAGAUGCCAAGAGACAGCAUUCGCACUCUAGUGAUGUCUGCUGAAAAAGAUGCUGUCAAGAGAUUUCUCUCCCAUAUGCAUCAAAGUUGGGACCAGCUACAAGUUGAAACCGGACAGGCGUCUCAAAAAGAGUUGCAGGCCAUGGAAACAAUGACCGCUGCUUUUAUCCAUAAGUUCCCCCGAGUGACCCCAGAAUUGUUUGUGGACCUGUCUCAGUUCAUUCCCUUCAUGUCUGUCUCUGACAUCAUGAGCUUCCCAGCCUCCCUGAUAGUCAACGACAGCGUGUUGACAGCCAUUCGUGACCACAGUUCAGGGAUGAAGUCACUGCAGAAAAAGGCCUUUGUUAAAAGACUCCUACAGUCGAGUGUGGUGGGUGAUGUCCCUACGUGGCCACCGUACUUUCUCAGUUCCAUCCUCCCGCUUCUGCCUUACCUCCCAGUCAGUCAUUUUCAGCAACUAACAUCACAACAGCUUACUCCUCUGGUAGAGUUGCUAGGCAAAAGCAGUCUGGAUGGUGUAAGGGGGCGCCAUGUGCUCCGGACCCUCUUCAGCAAGAAGAAGAAUCUGACGAGUGAUAACCUACUGAGGUUAGGAGUCCUUGCAUGUUACCUGGAUCCAGUGGACCUGGCUUCAUUUCUUCAGGACUCAGCUGUGUCCUCGGCUCUCUGGCAGCAGCUGGCUCAGUGCACGUCCAAGGGGUUCAUCAGUGCCAGCGGCAGGCUGUCCUCUUGGUUGCUACCAGCCGUUCAGAACCUGAACUUCAGCAGCAUGGCUCCCCCAGAGCUGUCUGCCCUCAGUGGUCUGUUACCUCAGUUAGGAGCUCCCUUCCUGCUUUCACUCUCCUCGCAACAACUCCUGGAAAUCCUGUCACAACCAGGAUUACAUAGAUAUUCCCCAGCACAGGCUUUUCAAAUGUUAUCCAAAAUUUCCAAGGACACCACUCUCACCAUGGACAAACUGUGCAGACUGAAGCCGUUACACUCUGGUCUCUCCCCUGCUGUGCUCAGAGACCUCCAGUGGCCUGAGAUCAGUGAAGCUGCCCACUGCCAGUGCUGGAGAACAUUGCUAAUUGAUCUUAAGCCUGGCCAUAGAGCCAUGCUAUACAAUGCAAUGCAGGAGGCUCUACACAGAGACUUGCAGAGCAUCACUCAGCAGGUAAACUGUCUAUUACCAUUUGUCCCUCUGAGGAAGAUGAUGGAAACCUUCAAUGGAGAAACUAUCCUGAGAGAUAUCAACCUGUAUAGAGACAUACGCUGGUCACCACAGCAGGCUCAGCUUUUGUUCAAAAAGAUCCACAAAUUUAAAAACAUUACCAGCAAGAUGGUGAGGGAUCUGGGUCAUAUUGCCAGUGGAAUGAGUUGUGACUGUUUGAGGCUUUGGAGCAACGAUACAGAUUUUGCAGAGCUGCUUCAGUUUGUUAGUGAGCUGCCUGGAGGCAUGAGACCUGCUCUGCGAAAAUGUGUUGUAGACGAACUGAGGAAACAACCCAAACUCGACCUCGGUGCUUUAGGCUUUGGGUUUGCUACAACAUUACCUGUGACGAUGAUAGAGAACCUCUCUAAUGCAUCAUUCAUAGCCAUACUGGACCACAUUCAGGCACACUUUGCUGAUUUCCUCAGGCUGCCACAUUACAAGCAGAUGAAUUUAGCCGAGAAAGCCGUCUCUGAACUGGGCUCUUCUCAGGCCGAGGGGGAGAUUGAUGGCACCACUCUGGACAUCCUGGGGCCUUUACUGCCUUUCUUGGACCGGGACAGUUUGGCUCUGGUGGACAGAGGAGCUCUGACUAUGCGGCUGGAGGAGAUGAAAAGUUUCUGCCUUCCCAAAGAGGCUCUGAGAGAUUUUAGUGCCCUGCUCACUCAGAAAGACCUGCUCGGGGAGCCAUCACAAUGGCAAGUUGGGGAUGUCGAACAUUUGGGCAGACUGGUGUUUUCUCUCUCAACAAAGCAGAUUAACUCCAUCCCACUGACAGCCUUGAAUAAAGACACAGUGGAGCAGGUCCUGGUGGGUCAAAGUCGCUGGGAGGACAGUGUGGUGGGUGGAGUCUGUUUUACUCGGUGUAUGGACCAGCGUCAUCUGAGGCAGCAGACUCAGAGUCUUAUUCGAGGGAUUGUCAAAGCACGGAGCAGGAGGGCAAAAGUGCCAGUUCCAAGCUGUGCAGACAUUAGAGGGACGUUUCCCUCAGCUUGGACAUCCACUCAGCUCAGCCGUAUGUCACAGGAUGAUCUGAAACAGUGUGUAGAAGAUUUCGCUCAGGACGCUUCAAUGAGCUCUGAGCAGCGCCGAGCACUGUGGGUGAAACUCAGGCAGUCCUUCAGUCCGGUGAGAGAGCUGAGAGCAGAUCAGGUGCUGGCUCUGGGCUCACUGGUGACUGAGAUGGGAGAAAGAGAGCUGCAGGACACCAGUCUCACUGAUCUGGGUGUGUUGGCACAUCUGGGGACGCUGACGGACUGGAGCCCUAAAAAGAUGAGAGCAGUGAUUUUAGGUGUGAUGCGGAAACGCAAACUGAAAGUGGAGCAGUUAACAGCCGUUGAUCUGGCAACAUGUGGCCAUCUGAUCUGUGGUCUGUAUCCCUCAGAGAUCAAAAGAAUGAGCCCCUACAACCUCAGUAUGGCUGUCCUGUUCCUGCGGGAGACGUCCCUGCCAUGCACAGAACAGCAGAUGGAGGCGUUGACAAGCCGUUUGUCCAGACCUGAGGCCUUUGGUCCAGUCAGCGCUUGGGGACCAGAAGUUUUCACUGAAAUUGGGUUAUUGGCAGUGGGCCUGGAGGACAUGGUGCUGUCAGCUCUGGUACAAGAACAAGUGGAGGGAAUCACCCCUGAAGCCAUCGCCCUGAUGUCACCAAAAAAGAUGGCAGUGGUGUUCAGUGCUGUUCAGUUGUCAUGGCUGAGCGCGGAGCAGGCGUGGGCUGUCUCCGAGGAGCAGUGGGCAGAGCUGGACACCGAGCAGAGACACGCUGUCGGACUGGCUCGAUAUGAAGGAGACGUCCUGCUGGAGCUGAGAGGGAGAAACUUGGCUCCAGCAGCCCUGAACGCAGGAAGCUUCACUGUACACUCACUGGCUCUGUGCCUCUUGUUAUGGCAACUAAUUUAAAAUGCUGGAACAAAUUUAAUUGACCCUUGACCUCCCUUGAUAUCAUCAUAUUUGUACUUCGAAUAAAUAUUUUGAACUGU
This is a messenger RNA of Siniperca chuatsi (mandarin fish), 6526 nucleotides long. RefSeq names its product stereocilin. The coding region runs from base 552 to 6446 and encodes 1964 amino acids. Gene Ontology annotation, cellular component: kinocilium; stereocilium tip; cell surface. The record is from RefSeq and is a predicted model, not a curated record. Gene Ontology annotation, biological process: cell-matrix adhesion. NCBI's taxonomy places the organism in Eukaryota, Metazoa, Chordata, Actinopteri, Centrarchiformes, Sinipercidae. The transcript has 29 exons.